GGUUGUUUGCCUUGGGUGUAAAGAGCUGACUUUGAGGGACGAUCUCCAACAAAGAAUGAAAGAACUUAAUCCCUUUUGGGAGGCUACUGCAAGUGGGCAUGCACCUGAUGGAGACACCUUUCUCUCAGAUGAUGAAGUCAAGGAUUUUGCUGUUCCCACUUGUGUUAACUGUGGUGGCAUACUUAAGCCUCAUGUUGUAUUUUUUGGUGACUCAGUACCUAAACCAAUGGUGUCAUUUAUUCAAGAACGAUUACAGGAAUCUGAUUCAGUUUUAAUCAUAGGAUCUUCAGUUGAAGUGUAUUCGUCAUAUCGCUUUGCUGAUGCUGCCUGGCGGCAAAGUAAGCCUAUAGCAAUUUUGAAUAUUGGUGCAACAAGGGCUGAUAAGAUAGCCUCAGUCAAAUUGUCAGCCAUUGCUGGAGAUGUUUUACCAAGACUUAAAAUACUGUCCCAUGUUUUUACUCUCAACUGUACCUGAGAAUUCAUAGACCUGAUAAUAUUUUCUCUCUAAAAUGUAGCCUGCAUUGUAGGUGUUUGGAAUGAUCAUGAGCAAGAUCCAUGUGCACACUGAUCCUACUCAUUUGCUGGGUUAACCCUUAAGCUCCCAGAAGUGAUUGACACAUAACUUAUCCUUAUAAUAUCCAGCCAUUAUCCAGCACAGGAACUGAGAAUAUUCAACUAAUCAGGUAGAAGUUAUCUUGAUCUAACACCAAAUUCUUGUAACUCAUUUAAAAGGAAACAUGUAGCAUCAAGGCGGAGAGAAUUAACAAUCACAUCUUGAGAGUUGAGGGGUGAAUGGAACACCUGCUCUGCUUGCCAUAUGAAAUACCAAUCACUUCAAAUUCAAACUACUUGACUCUAUAAAUAUUUAUUAUCUCAUUAAGUCUGAACUU
Molecule: messenger RNA, 890 nt
Organism: Pocillopora meandrina
Lineage: Eukaryota; Metazoa; Cnidaria; Anthozoa; Scleractinia; Pocilloporidae
Source: the annotation of a GenBank genome assembly